AUGAGGAGGCGGAGGUCGGCGCUCCGGUCCGUCUCUGCCCGAGGCUGUGGCGGCGCCGGCGGCUCCAGCCUUAGCGGUUCCUCCCUGGGCGGCGGCGGCCGCGGCUCGGUCGACGCCUCCUCCUCCGCCAGCUGAGCCCGCCGGCAGCCCGGGACGCCGCUUCCCCGCCCAUCCCCGUUCCCCGAGGCCGCCUCCUGGCCAUGGCGCAGCCGGGCCCGGCUCCCCAGCCCGACGUUUCUCUUCAGCAACGGGUAGCAGAAUUGGAAAAAAUUAAUGCAGAAUUUUUACGUGCACAGCAGCAGCUUGAGCAAGAAUUUAAUCAAAAGAGAGCAAAAUUUAAGGAGUUGUAUUUGGCUAAAGAGGAGGAUCUGAAGAGGCAAAACGCAGUGUUGCAAGCCGCACAGGAUGAUCUGGGUCACCUUCGGACACAGCUGUGGGAGGCCCAGGCAGAGAUGGAGAACAUUAAGGCCGUUGCCACCGUCUCUGAAAACACCAAGCAGGAAGCUAUAGAUGAAGUGAAGAGGCAGUGGGCCGAGGAAGUUGCCUCGCUUCAGGCUGUCAUGAAAGAGACAGUUCGUGACUAUGAGCACCAGUUCCACCUGAGGCUGGAGCAGGAGCGAGCACAGUGGGCACAGUAUCGAGAGUCUGCAGAUCGGGAAAUAGCUGAUUUAAGAAGAAGGUUGUCUGAAGGUCAAGAGGAAGAAAAUUUAGAAAACGAAAUGAAAAAGGCCCAGGAGGAUGCUGAGAAGCUUCGUUCUGUUGUGAUGCCCAUGGAGAAGGAAAUUGCAGCCCUGAAAGAUAAGCUGACAGAAGCUGAAGACAAGAUCAAAGAGCUCGAGGCCGCAAAGGUUAAGGAACUGAAUCAUUAUCUGGAGGCUGAGAAGUCUUGUAGGACUGAUUUGGAGAUGUAUGUAGCUGUUUUGAACACUCAGAAAUCUGUUCUCCAGGAAGAUGCCGAGAAAUUGAGGAAAGAAUUGCAUGAAGUCUGCCGCCUCCUGGAGCAAGAGCGACAGCAGCACCAGCAGCUGAGGCACACAUGGCAGAAGGCCAACGACCAGUUCCUGCAGUCGCAGCGCCUGCUGAUGAGAGACAUGCAGCGAAUGGAGCGUGUGCUGACGGCGGAGCAGCUCCGGCAAGUGGAAGAACUGAAGAAGAAAGAUCAGGAGGAGGAUGAACAACAGAGGCACAAGGGAGAAGACAACAAAGAAACAGAUAUUGAAGAAGUAAACCUACCAGUGGUCUACGCAUUAACUCACGAAGAACCUUCAGUCUCAUUACCAAAGCAGGAGGAGCAUUUGGACAGCACCCAUGGGUCAGUCCAUUCCUUAGAUGCAGACUUGCUGUUACCAUCUGGAGAUCCAUUCAGUAAAUCGGACAAUGACAUGUUUAAGGAUGGGCUCCGGAGAGCUCAGUCUACAGACAGCUUGGGGACCUCAAGCUCAUUGCAACCCAAAGCUUUAGGCUAUAACUACAAAGCAAAAUCUGCUGGAAAUUUGGAUGAGUCGGAUUUUGGACCACUGGUUGGAGCAGAUUCUGUGUCUGAGAACUUUGAUACUGUGUCACUUGGGUCACUGCAGAUGCCAAGUGGAUUUAUGUUAACCAAAGAUCAAGAAAGAGCAAUUAAGGCAAUGACACCUGAGCAGGAGGAGACAGCAUCCCUCCUCUCCAGUGUGACCCAGGGUGUGGAGAGCGCAUAUGUGUCUCCCAGUGGUUACCGCUUAGUGAGUGAGACGGAGUGGAAUCUCCUGCAGAAAGAGGUACAUAAUGCUGGAAAUAAGCUUGGUAGACGUUGUGAUAUGUGUUCCAAUUAUGAAAAACAGUUACAAGGAAUUCAGAUUCAGGAAGCUGAAACAAGAGACCAGGUGAAAAAGCUGCAGCUAAUGCUAAGGCAAGCCAAUGACCAGCUGGAGAAGACGAUGGCAGAGAGGCAGGAGCUGGAGGACCUUACUAAGCAGAGCACUGAGGAUGCCAACCACCAGAUAUCUGCACUGGCCCUGAGAGCCCAAGCCUCCGAAGCCUUACUUGAAGAGUUACAACAGAGCUUUUCCCAAGCAAAGAGGGAUGCUCAGGAACAGAUGGCGGUGCUGAUGCAGUCACGGGAACAGGUUUCCGAAGAGCUGCUGAGGCUGCAGAAGGACAACGAGAGCCUCCAGGGCAAGCACAGCCUGCACGCGUCGCUGCAGCUCGCAGAAGGCUUCAUCCUUCCAGACACUGUGGAGGUGCUCCGGGAACUGGUGUUAAAAUAUCGCGAGAACAUCGUUCAUGUGCGGACAGCAGCAGACCACAUGGAAGAGAAGCUGAAGGCUGAAAUACUUUUCCUAAAAGAGCAGAUUCAAGCAGAACAGUGUUUAAAAGAAAACCUUGAAGAGACACUCCAGCUGGAAAUAGAAAACUGCAAGGAGGAAAUAGCUUCCAUCUCUAGUCUAAAAGCUGAAUUAGAAAGAAUAAAAGUUGAAAAGGGACAGUUGGAAUCUACAUUAAGAGAGAAGUCGCAACAACUUGAGAGUCUCCAAGAAAUAAAAGUUAAUUUAGAGGAACAGUUAAAGAAAGAAACUGCUGCUAAGGCCACUGCUGAACAGCUUGUGUUUGAGGAGAAGAACAAAGCGCAGAGGUUACAGACAGAGUUAGACGUCAGUGAACAAGUCCAGAGAGACUUUGUGAAACUUUCUCAGACUCUUCAGGUGCAGUUGGAGAGGAUCCGGCAAGCGGACUCCUUGGAGAGGAUCCGGGCAAUUCUGAAUGACACCAAACUGACAGACAUUAACCAGCUCCCUGAGACAUGACACCUGGAUCGCAGGAUUCUAACCUGCCUUUUGGGUUUUUAUCUCAU
This is a messenger RNA of Acomys russatus (golden spiny mouse), 2830 nucleotides long. It is a transcript of the gene Rabep1, whose product is annotated as rabaptin, RAB GTPase binding effector protein 1. Gene Ontology annotation, cellular component: endosome; endocytic vesicle. Gene Ontology annotation, molecular function: growth factor activity; GTPase activator activity. NCBI's taxonomy places the organism in Eukaryota, Metazoa, Chordata, Mammalia, Rodentia, Muridae. The record is from RefSeq and is a predicted model, not a curated record. Gene Ontology annotation, biological process: Golgi to plasma membrane transport; endocytosis.